AUGACUGAUAGAGUCCGCUCUUAAAUAGAACAAAAUAAUAAUGAAAAACUAGAUCAUUAAAACUAUCAGACAAAUUCAAAAAAUAAAAAGAGGAUUUAAUUGGUUUAACAAGUACUUUUUGAUGAGAAGCUCUCUUAAGCAUUUUACUUGCUGUUGAAUUGUUUAUACUAAAAAAGUAUUUUCUUAGAUGCUCUGAAUUAAGACACUAUUAAUCUUGAUAAUCUCGAAAAAUUAAGCAAUAAAUUGCUUAUUGAUAGAUUAGAAGUGAAAAAUGCUCUUAAAUAGUUGAUUAUAGAAAAUGGUUCUUAAGCAUAUCUUUAAAAAAUGUGUAAACUCUAUGACUUAAUUUUAGAUAUUGAUAACUACUUUGAAAGAAAGAUUUCUUAGCAAAAUUAGUUUAAUUGCUUAACGAGUAUUCCUUUAUCGUCUAAAGAAAGUUGUUCUGUCUAUAUUUCUUUUACUACUAAGCUUGGUGUUGUAACUAAGAUAUCAAAUAACUUUGAAAAAGUAGUCCCAGUUUAUUCAAAUAAAGAAGUGAUUGGAAAAAAUAUCAACUUUAUGCAGCCAGAUGUUGUUGCUCCUGUUCAUAAUAAGAUUCUAACGAAAUUCAUUUAAAAAAAAAUAGUUUCUCAAAAGGUCGAUGAUUACCCUCUUCUAAUUGGAAAGGAUAAAAGAGGCUUUGGCAUACCAUACCAUAUAAAAAUCCAAGUUGCUAUGAUAGGGUUAGAAGAUUUCGGAUGUGCUGGCUGGAUAAAGCAAAUAAAAGAUUCAAAUCACUAUAUUAUGACAAGUGCAGAUUAGGGAUUCAAGAAUUAUAUCUUGGGUUAAAGCUUUUUUGAAUUAAUACUUUCAUUCUCAUUUAAAUAAAGUGAAUUAAGUGCUGUAAGGUUUGGUCAUCUAAUUCCUCUCUUUUAAACUCUAUUUGAUAACAACAUGUCUGGGAAAUCGUUUCAAACGAUAUUGAUAAGACCACUGUACAAAGAAUAAAUAGCUAAUUCUAUUAAAGUUAAAAAUAAUGCAUCUUUAUUUUAGGAAUUAAUUGAUUUAGAUCUUUAUAAGAUUUAAGCUUAAUUUAUUUAUUUAAGUACAACCUUUGCUACAUUUAAUUACUUGAUCAUCACUCAAUGUGAUUAUCUUGACAAUUUAUCAAGUAAAAGAGAUGCUCUUAAGGAAUUUAGAAAAGACCUAAAAAUAUAUCAUUAAAGUGAAGAAUAUGAUAUGAUUGACUUUGAAUAGCUUAAUCCUUCUUUUUAAAAUGAACCUAUUUAGCAAAAAGAAGAUGAAUUAAGAUUUCUAAAUUCAUAUAAUGAUUAGUCAAUAGAUUCCUAAAAUGAUGAUAUUCAAAAACAAAACUCAGACCUUAUCGAGCCAUAAAAUUUUUAAGCUAACCACAAUAUAAAGUAUGCUACUAGGCUUUAAAAAAUAAUUAAAUAAAACAUGUUCAAGAUUAAUUAAAUGUACAAAAAUUUAAAAGAUGAUUAAAAGUCUAUUUUACAAGAAUAAAAUAUUUAAUAAAGAAACAAAUAAUCGUUAAAUCAUGAUUAAUAUAAUAAAUUUGAUGAAAUUUAAGAAAAUAUUGAUGAAAUUUAAGAAAAUAUUGAUACUAAUUUAAGUCCUAUCUCGCGAAGGAGUAGCAGUUAAAAAUAAUCAUUUAAUACUUUAAUAACAAGUAGAGUUGAAAAAUAUUUUGAUGAAGCAAAAAUAGAUGAUUAAAUAAAUAAUUAAAACAGCUCUUCGAGUCAUGCAGUAGCAUAAGGAAUUGAAUAGAUGCUCUUUGAAGAUUAAAAAUAAAAGAAAGAUACGAAUCAGGUACAAAAAUAAAAUUCUAGCAAAUAUAUAGAUAUAGCAAAAUAAUAAUUGUUAGCCUAAUAUUAAAAGAACAAAGAGAUGGCAAAAACCUCCAAUUUAAAUUAAACAAAAUUGGGUAGAGAUUAAGAUACAAAUGUAUCUGCUGAUAUAAGCUUUAUACUAAACUAAAGAAAAAAGUAAACUACAGCUUAAGGAAGUGUAAAUCUAUCAAAUCAAAAGUCAACAUCCUAAAAUCGAUUACAACUUGUAAAAAAAAUUAAAUCGAAUGGUAAAAAGCAUUUACUAUUUUAUAGUGGAUAUAUCUUAGAUUCUUUAUUAAUAAUUUUAUUGGUGGUUUCUGUCUCAAUAAGCUUUAGUAGUAACUAUAACUUCAUUGAAGAUUACUAAACUAAAUAAGAUUUGUUUUCUGAUCUUAAUGCUGUAAAAAAACUCAUAUAUAAUAUUCUGGAAGAGGUUCAUUUAAUUGAUGGAGUCUAAAAAAAUUAUUUCACACUUUAAAGUUCUGUAGAUUAACAGAGUUUUCUUUAAACUUUAAAUCUAGCAAAAGACAGCAAUAUCUAUUAAUAUAAAAAUAUUUCAUAAUCAAUUUUUUAAAAGUAUAUAAAUUAAUAAAGAGCUUAAGAUUUAUAUAAUGAAGAGUUAAAUUAUAGUAUACUUAGUUAUGUUGGCAACAAAUUUAUUUCUUAAGAAAUAUCAAAAUGUGAUCUUUAUAUUUCUUUACUCAGAAUUUAAUCGCUGUUAACCAUGUUCAUAAAUAAUACAUCACCUGAAAAUUUUAUUUUUUAAAAUGAGUUAAGGCACAAUUAGAAUCAAACGUAAACAUAAAUAUCAUCAAUUCUUCUUGAAUUAGAUUAAAAUUAAAAUUAAAAUUACAAAGCAUAGUAAAAUAAUAUUUUUAUUUUCAUAAUCAUCUAUGGAUGUUUCAUUUUCUUUUAUAGCAUUUUGCUUCUUAUUUUUUAUACGAAUUCUAAUUCGCUUAAACAUUCUUUGCUAUCUAUUUUCGCAACUAUAGACAUAAAGAAGCUAGAUGAAAUGAAAAAUAAAACAACUUAAAUUAUUAAGUAUCUUAUGGAUUCGAAAAAAAAACAUAGGAUUCUUGAUAAAGUUAGCCAAAAUAAAGAAAGUAAUAAGUAAAAUUUAGCUAAUAAAUAAGAAUAUAAAAAAAACUGUAAGAAAAAAAAUAUCAGUCUAACUACCUAUGAAAAAAAGUUAACAGCAAGCAAAGUUUUUUUAAUAGUAUUUUGUCUGUCUAUCGUACUUAUUAAACCUUGUAUUGAAUUUUAUUUGAUUAAUAUAGAACUAGAUUUUAUGAAAAUCUCAGGAUCUCUUUAAAGUAAAUUAAUUAUUAAAUUUAUCAUUUAAAGAUAUUUAUUUAUUUAUUUUUUUCUUGUCUAAAUUCUUAUCAAAUAAAAAUUUUAUUAAUAGAUAGUUCAGAAAAAUUAAUAACAGCUUUUUCCGAUUUUAGUCAAGCUAAAUUUAUCUACAUUUACUAUCUUAUAGGCACUAAUGAAAUUGCAUACAAUUAUACUAAAUAAUCUUAGUAAUAAUACCUUAUACAAUCAUAUGCAAGCAUGUAAGUCUCUCUUUCAGAUUUUAUGGACACAUUUCAGACAUUUUAAAAUUCAAACAUAAUAUAGUUACAGUAGUAUAAUAUUACACAAAUAAUAUAAGAAGAUAUUUGCAAUGCUUUGCAAAAAUAUUCAUUUUCUUUACAAUAAUUUAACUCUUCUGAUAUCGAAUAGUGCUUAAAUAUCUACUAAAAAACUAAAAAUAGUGGUUUUUAUAUAUCUUCAUAAAAAUUUGAUACUGUUUAGUAUGGUAUUAUUUAGUAUUUUAGCUCAAAUUUUACAUCUGUAGAAGAGUUUAAUUAUCUUAAUACUUUUUUGUAAUAAAAUAAUGUUUCAGAUCAAUUUUAUGAACUAAGAAUUCUGGAUUAAAUUUCUUAAAUCUUAAAUUACCUUCUAAGUAGCGAAUAGCAAAGCUUUUUUAAUUUAAUAAAAAUAGUAAUAAUAAUUCUAAAUGCUUUUUAAAUCUUUUUAGUCAUAAACAUCACUUAUUUUAUCUAAAAGCUCAUAUUUAAUAAAUUCGCAAAUGAUUACAAAAAAUCUAUGUAGUAUUUAACACUAGUGGAUUAUGAAAUAUUGUAAGAAAACCCUUAUUUUGUGUCUCAUAUUAAAAAAUUUAAAUGAAGAAGUAUCUAUCUAUCUAUCUAUCUUCUUUAAAUUUGCUAAUAAUUACUGCUUAUUUGAUCUAAAUUAUUAUUCAAUUAAGAAAACAAAAUAAUGA
This is a messenger RNA of Tetrahymena thermophila SB210, 4095 nucleotides long. RefSeq names its product transmembrane protein, putative. Lineage: Eukaryota; Ciliophora; Oligohymenophorea; Hymenostomatida; Tetrahymenidae. The transcript is spliced from 2 exons. The record is from RefSeq and is a predicted model, not a curated record.